CUGUUUUGUGCACCGGACCCGAAUCGAAACCAAAGCAAACAUAUGCUACCACCGUUGUACAAUAUUAUCAUGAUUUCGUGCCCCCUUCUCCUUGUCUUGCAUACGCUAAGAGGACACCCCUCCCUGUGUUUAUCGAAAGCAAAUUGGCAUAUCGAGUGGUUGCAGAAUCACGGCCCGGACUGAGUAAAGAAUCUGAGUUCUUGACAUGGCUGCAGAGGCCAUACCGGUAUGCGAUAUCUACUGGCCAGUGGUCCACGACGGAACUACAACAGAUAGCAUUCAUUAUCAAAAGUUGCUUGUUUCAAUGACAUUCUUGACAGGGUUGCUCGGACGAGUGGAGUCCAACUUCCAGCUAUUACACUGCUAUCGAACCCUGUACCUGGUACAUGUACUAUAAAAUUACAUGAUAGUUUUUCUCACCUUUUAUCCUUGGCAGCACUUGCAAUCAAGCCUUAGCGAAGAAUAUGAAAGGCAAGGCAGUGCUUGGUACGGUGCGCAUUCAAAGACUGACGGUGUCAAAACACGGUGAGGCCUUGAGUGUCUCUGCGUGGAAAUUGAUUGCAUGCUGAAACCUCACAGAAAGCGAAUACGAACCCAGCACAGGGUGCCCCAGCAAGCUCGCGUGGAGAGUGGAGAUCUCGAGGCAUCCGGGGAAGCCUGGUCUAGUUAGCUGCUGUCACACCAUCACUCGAUUUGACCCAACAUUGUAGCAAGCCACAUUCCGCAAGCAGCACCCACAAUAACGUGCAACCUAGCUAUCGUACAAUAGAGACCAUGGAUCGAGAACAACUGGAACAAAGCCUCAAUGUCAUCAAGGCAAAACCUAUCGAUCCCUUGAUGCAGCUCACUCGGGAGGAAAUUGCCAGGGCCAUCAACGUCAUGGCCAACGUUGAGCAGGACGAAAGAAUUCAGAACCGAUCCGAUUUUGAGUAUGUUCAGUAUGCCCUCACAAACCUGAAUGAAACUGUAGAACAAGUUCUGGAGCGUGUCUACUUGAUGCAAUGUUUUCGACAAGAAUACAAAAUCAACAACACUCCCGAAGAGGGAGCCAAUUUCCUUCACAAUUUUUCCAUCAUGUGCCCUGGGCUGUUGCUUGGUGUGGAUCAUCUGCCGUUACAAGAAAGCUAUUCAGUAGCCAUUGAUAUUGCAAAGCUUCUCCCCAAGGAACAAAUCCGAACAGAUGAAGACUUGAGGGUUUAUAUGGCUGGCCAUUAUUACUAUUGGACCAGUCUGUAUCCAAACUUUAUGGCCAUUCGUCAAGGGUUUACUAUGGUUUGUGAAUGUGAGGGGACAACAAUGGCAUCCUUUGAUCCAGAGCUGUUUGAAAAAUCGGGGCAUCACCUUUUCAAAUCAUACCCCAAAAAGGAAAAGAACGUGUUUGUGCUCAAUACAUCCACAGUAAUCAACAUGUGGUGGGCCUUGUUCAAGAGAUUUUUGCGGGCCGAUCAAAGAGGCAAAUAUCAUUUGGGAUAUCAAGUUCCAGGUUAUGAAGGACGCCGCAUUGAUGGACUGUACAAAAUGCCAACAGAAGAAGCGGGAAGACAGAGAAUGGUCAGCCACGUCCACGAAUUCCUGACACUUCGGAAAAAGAAUGAGAUUGAAUUUUGCUUGCUAGAGGCAGCUCUGCAGGUCAUGACUCUAGAGGAGGUACAUCGGGUAGUUACAAACCAGAAUGAUCAGAUGUGAUUCACUAGCUGAGCAUGCACAGGGGGGAAAUUGCAUAUAGUCGACUUUGUUAUCAGGCCAGU
Molecule: messenger RNA, 1748 nt
Organism: Seminavis robusta
Lineage: Eukaryota; Bacillariophyta; Bacillariophyceae; Naviculales; Naviculaceae
Source: the annotation of a GenBank genome assembly